GGGAUAUGCUUAUUGGUAUCUCGGAGACGAACUAGUAGGAUAUACGUAAGUAAGAGAUGACAUGAUAGUCUGGGGAAGUCGAAUAUAUAAACUCUGAAUACUUGCCUCAAGUCUGGAGUUUUUAUUCAACAGCACCAUCAUUAUCUCAUAUAUUCAAUCAUCAAUCAUCAAUUUGAGCUUUCGAACAUAUUCAAACAGUCAAAAUGCAAUUUUCUACCCUCUUGACUCUUGGUCUCGCAGCUAUCAGUGGAGUCGCAGCUGCACCGACCAGUUAUUUCGAUGUUGAAAUUACUUUUAUCGGGGGUCCAGCGAGUUAUAGUUUGACUGUUCCUGCGGAUGGACAAUUUCAUGCUACCAAUAACCCCCUCUCCAUUUCUCUCAUCCGCUCCUCCAACUUCGACGUCUAUAAUCUCUGCACCUUCUACCAUGAUAAUGCUGUUGCAUUAGUGAACAAUGGAGGGAUUGUCAGCGUGGGUCCCCCAACACCAAUUACGGGAGUGAGCUGUCAGGUGACAGAUGAGAGGUGCAUUCCUAAUUAUAGCGAUUGCUACGCAAAUGGACAAUUCCUCGGAGCAUGCUGCGAUGGAUUCUGUGCUGCGAAUAAGUGUAGACCUUUCUCUGGAAUUUAAACCCAUACUAUUAUCAUCGAGUGCAGAGUGAGAUGUUUUUAAGGGGUUAGAAGAGAGGAUUUCUUAAUCGCAGGCGUGGAAUUGUUGAUGAGAAUUGAGGAAGUGGAGGAAAGUCGAAAUUUGCACAUUUAUUUGGUGUUUUUGAAUUGAAGGGCGUGCAUUCAAGUUUUUGAAUCAUUAUAGUAUUUGUAUCGCUUCUGUCUAAUUUAAUACAAUCAACUUACGAAUAUACGCCUUUAUGAGACGAUUGUCUACUCAUAAGAUAUCUUAAAUCUGGUCGAUCGAUA
Molecule: messenger RNA, 916 nt
Organism: Botrytis cinerea B05.10
Lineage: Eukaryota; Fungi; Ascomycota; Leotiomycetes; Helotiales; Sclerotiniaceae
Exons: 3
Coding region: 204-629 (141 amino acids)
Source: RefSeq, a predicted model, not a curated record